Molecule: messenger RNA, 2480 nt
Organism: Cornus florida
Lineage: Eukaryota; Viridiplantae; Streptophyta; Magnoliopsida; Cornales; Cornaceae
Product: putative glycerol-3-phosphate transporter 4
Exons: 3
Coding region: 545-2179 (544 amino acids)
Biological process (GO): transmembrane transport; phosphate ion homeostasis
Cellular component (GO): membrane
Molecular function (GO): glucose 6-phosphate:phosphate antiporter activity
Source: RefSeq, a predicted model, not a curated record
CUCAUUCGUCCUUUCUCAAAGCAAAAGUUUCCCUUUUAAUCAAACAUAGCAAAAUUCUCUCUACCCUCUCUCUCUCUCUCUCUCUCUCUAAAACUGAUAUUACUCUCUCUACCCCUCUCUAGAUCUAUCGAUUGCUUUCACUAUUUUGGUCAAAACCCUACCGAUCAUUGCGAAUUUCAACAAUUUCUCGCAAUCCACAAGAAUUUCACCAUCAAUCUGAUCCGCCAUGGCUCGACUUCGCCCUUUGGAGCUCUGUCCUUUCUUUCGGUAAAUAGCAUCAUCAUUUAAAGAAAUAUUAGAUUUUUUUUUUUUUUUUUUUUUUUAAUCAGAGGCUUUUGCAUUGUUUGUUAUCCAAUUAAUCGGUAAAAUUUUAGUUCUUUGAGCACUUCCAUAUAUUCUUUCAAAUGUUUUAAUGGUAGUUAGAGGUUGUUGAACUUUAAAUUUCGUUCUUCAGAAGAUGAUUCUGGUAUGAACUUUGGUUGCAAUUGGUGGUAAAGAGCGGAUUCCAUGUCAUUUUAGAGCCUAAGUUUGUUUGUUUGUAAAGAUGGCUCGUACUACUUUUGAUACAAUGAGGGGAACUCCACCUGGAAUUUUGCUUAUAAGAAGCAUUAGAGCCAGGGAUUGGGGCCUAAAAACCUAUAGAUACGUGGUUUUGUUAGUUACAUUUAUAGCAUAUGCCUGUUACCACGCAUCUAGGAAACCCAGUAGUAUAGUCAAGAGUGUUUUGGAUCCAGAAACCCAAGAGGCCAACCAGUUGUAUUCUUGGCCAAUUGGUGAAGUUUUCAUCAAGAGGAAAUUGUUGGGUGGUGAAAUGAAGAGAGACAAAAACAAGGGUUGGGCACCAUUUAAUGGACCGGAUGGGACAUCGAAAUUGGGUGAGAUUGAUGUUGCUUUUCUUGCUUGUUAUUCGCUAGGAAUGUAUGUUGCUGGACAUCUAGGUGAUACUCUGGAUCUUCGGUUGUUUUUGACUACUGGGAUGAUUGGGAGUGGCAUUUUUGUUGCACUUUCUGGGAUGGGCUAUUUUUGGAAUAUUCAUGUGUUUUGGUUCUACCUGGUUAUGCAAAUGCUGGCCGGCUUAUUUCAGGCGACUGGAUGGCCUUCCGUUGUGGCUGUUAUUGGUAAUUGGUUUGGCAAGAGGAAGAGAGGAUUGAUAAUGGGGAUUUGGAAUGCUCAUACUUCUGUGGGGAAUAUUACUGGGUCCCUUCUUGCUGCUAGUGUUCUGCAGUAUGGUUGGGGCUGGUCUUUCAUACUUCCGGGUGCCCUUAUUUUUCUGGGAGGGAUAAUGGUAUACCUAUUCUUGGCUGCUUAUCCUGAAGAUGUUGGAUUUCCUGGCCUACACGAUUCGCCGGCAAAUGCACAGACAGUGCCCACUGCAGAGACGGUGCACGGUGAUGUAGAAGCUCAGACAAGGAAGGAUUUUGUUGAAGGAAAAAUGAAUACUGUCAAUCUAUCUGGGUCUGUGAGUAGGAAAAGUGUGGGGCUUCUUGAAGCUUGUUUAAUACCUGGAGUAAUACCUUUUGCAUUGUGCCUCUUCUUCUCAAAGCUUGUGGCAUAUACGUUUCUGUACUGGUUACCGUUUUAUCUAAGUCAGACAGCUAUUGGUGGGGAGUAUGUAUCUGUGAAGUCUGCUGGAAACCUUUCCACUCUUUUUGAUGUAGGGGGCAUCGUUGGUGGAAUUCUAGCUGGUUAUAUAUCUGAUAAACUCAAUGCUCGGGCUACUACUGCAGCCAGUUUCAUGUAUGCGGCAAUCCCUUCGAUGCUCAUUUACCGCGCGUAUGGGAAAAUAUCAAAGACUGUUAACAUUAUACUUAUGAUGAUCGCUGGUUUAUUCAUAAAUGGCCCUUAUGCACUUAUCACAACUGCAGUCUCAGCAGAUCUUGGUACACACAGCUCUCUGAGAGGGGAUUCUCGAGCGCUGGCAACAGUCACUGCCAUUAUUGAUGGUACAGGGUCUGUUGGUGCGGCCCUGGGUCCUCUUCUUACUGGGUUCCUUUCGACAAAGGGUUGGGAUUCAGUUUUUCUGAUGUUAAUGAUCGGUGCUCUUAUUGCCGGUCUUCUUUUAUCUCGCUUGGUCAUAACUGAACUCUCUGAGAAAACUAGCUCGAGUAUGCCUUUAUCCGGUGGCCAGCACACUGUUGGAGCUUCUGAAUCCCGACCCCUCUUAAGUGACCAGAAGUGAAUCAGAUAUUGGUCUCGUGAAGCAUAAAAAAUGCUGAGUAAAUUAACAACAUAUUCUAGACAUGUGAGUGGCAUAAUAAUUGUGUGAAAUAACAAAUAGAAUUUUUUUGUAUUUGUGAAAUUUUACUGGCCUGUUUGGAGAUCAUAAUGAAAAUUUUGGUAUUCAUAUUUGUAGUUCUAUAUGUAAACUGAUGUUCAGUGUGUAGAAGAACUUCUUGCUGGCUUUUCAAGUGGAUAUACUUUCUUUAGCCACUGAUUUGUAUUGUUGUGCUGAAAAUGGUAAAGUUGAUAUACUUUCUUUA